GCAUGCGGCAAGUUUUCCAAAUCCCAGUUUGGAAACAUGUUAAUGGAGUUUUGGCUUCCCUGUGAGGCGUCUAUUCAUUCAAAUCCAAGCUUUUCAUCAAUGGCGUCCCUUCACUCUUCCUUAAAUACCCUUCUUUCAAACCCCACUCUUUCACAAACCCUCUCUUCCAAACCCUAAUCCCAAAAAAUUCAUUCAACACUCCGAAAAAAUGGCUUCCCCGUCCCCGUCUCCGUCUUCGUCCUCGUUCUCGUCCUCCGAGUUUUACACCGUAACUCAGGAGGAAUUCAUCACGUUCCACACCAUCGACCGGACCCUGUUCUCUCGGAUGGUGUACACACUUGGGCGCGAUUCCGACGAGUCGGUUCGCGUCAUGGGGCUCUGGCUUUGGCUCGAGCAGAACGGCGAAGAGUUCAAUUUGGUCCACAAAAUGCUGUCGUUACCUGACGCGCUCGUCGACGCUCUGUCGGACGAGGCCGUCAUGUCGUUGGCGUGCAUAGAAAACGACAAAUUCCCCUUCGAACCGGAGUCGUCGCCGUCGGUCGACAUUCCGCUCAUUCAGCACGUUUCGAAAACCCCGGUUUCCCUCCGGUUCUUCCACGAGAACCGCCUCAGAAUCCUACGUGGCGUCUCCAAGAUCAUCAACGAUAUUUGCCUCCGCGCCUUUCACGACAUUCUCCAGAAUCUCGAGACCCAGCGCGUGCUCCCACGCGCCCCGUUGUACUUCGGCGCGGCGCCGGCGGCGGGUCAGUUCGUUGUGCCGAGCUUUGGGUUUGUGGGUCCGUCGGCGGCGAUUAGGAGCGUGGGCGGGGAGCACCGGCGCGUGAUCUUGAACGGCGAAGUGAGUGACGUGUUCAGGCGCUUACAGCUGAAGAGUGGGAAGGAAGGAGAAAAAGAAGAGGAAUCGGUUCCGGCGGAGGAGAGGACAAUUUUUCUUACGUUCUCCAAAGGAUACCCAAUCUCAGAAGACGAAGUUAGAGACUAUUUUGCCAGAAGAUAUGGGAAUUUCAUAGAGAGCAUUCACAUGCAAGAGGUGCAGCCGCCGGAGCAGCCGCUGUACGCGCGGCUCGUGGUGAAGACCGAGCCAUCAAUAGACAUCGUGCUCGAGUCCAGAACCAAGGCAAAGUUUUCCAUCAACGGCAAGCACGUCUGGGCUCGAAAAUAUGUCCGCAAAAACAGCAACUCACGGUCGUCGCCGCUCCGGCCAUCUCCGCCGCCGUCUCCGCCGCUCGAUGGGAUUAGGCCUUUCAACUUCCCGCCGCAGACGCCGCCCGCACCUUAAAAGUCUCCGGCCAUCUGAUCAUACGUGGCGUUUGUGCGUUGG
Momordica charantia (bitter melon) is the source of this 1321-nucleotide messenger RNA. RefSeq lists its product as uncharacterized. Lineage: Eukaryota; Viridiplantae; Streptophyta; Magnoliopsida; Cucurbitales; Cucurbitaceae. The record is from RefSeq and is a predicted model, not a curated record.